Molecule: messenger RNA, 675 nt
Organism: Adineta steineri
Lineage: Eukaryota; Metazoa; Rotifera; Eurotatoria; Adinetida; Adinetidae
Source: the annotation of a GenBank genome assembly
AUGAAUACUGCACCGUAUCGUGAAACGCCGGGUUCUGUAACCCUUCAAUCGACUAGAACUAUGGAAUAUAGUCGACCUGUAUUAACAAAUAUUUGGCAUCAAAAACGUGAAGCAGAACCAAAAGAUAAUGAUAUUAAUAAAUUACCAGUUCGAAAUAUGCAUAUAUCAACUUACAAACAACUUGCAACCGAUGGAGAGACAAGUUUACCUAAUACAACAACAAAGGAUCAACAAGAACAACCAUUUCGUGAACGUGCAUGGUAUACUGAACAAGAAUAUCCUCGUAAAAUGAUCGAUCAAUAUAAUAUUAAUGUUGCAAAUGCUAGUUUGAAUGGAUUACUUUUAAAAGCAGAUCCACAAUUAUCUGGUAAAGUAUUACCAACACGAACUUCAUCUAUGCAUGAAUCAGCCACAUUAGAAACAACAUAUCAUGCUGAUUAUCUUCCACCAUAUCCAUAUGAAAUGAAAACUGUUACUCAUUCAGAAUAUUCCGAUAAAAGUUAUCCAAAAUAUCCAGAUAAAUCAUGGGGUCAUCGAAGAAUGGUUUCACAUUUUACUGAUUUAGAUCAGCCCAAACGAAGUGGUAUUAAUACAUUUCAUGUUCAACAUGCACAAUAUGAAAAUGAACAAUUACGUAGAGAAUUAGGACAUUUUAAACCUUCCCAAAUUUUAUAA